GGCGUUUAAAGCAUGCGCCCUCUAUGGGUUCUACAAAUUCUAUCUGGCAACACGGUAUCCACUCUCACUGUUGUCGUCACUGAGGUCAGGUAGACGGAGCGAAGAUGGCGACCGCCUACGAGAGAUACAAUUUGCACACGACCCCAGAGAAGUUCUACAUCGAGGCCUGUGAUGAGGGGGCUGAUGCUGUGCUGGCCAUCGACAGGGUCUCCAAUGAGAUGACCCUCACAGGCAAGAAAGAUGUCCCCCCCUCUGCGGUCACCAGGCCUAUAUGCGGCAUCAUGGGAACCAUCCGUCUGGUAGCAGGGAUGUACCUGAUCGUCAUCACCAGGAAGAGGAAUGUGGGCAGCCUGCUGGGCCACUCUGUGUGGAAGGCUGUGGACUUUGACGUGAUCUCCUACAAGAAGACAGUGCUGCAUCUCUCAGAGAUCCAGUCUCAGGAGAACAAGACCUUCCUGUCCAUGAUUAAUAAUGUGCUGACUACAGACGGCUUCUACUUCUGCACCGACUACGACCUGACACACACACUGCAGAGGCUCUCCAACACCAGCCCCGACUUCCAGGAGAUGAGUCUGCUGGAGAGGGCAGAUCAGAGGUUUGUGUGGAACGGGAACCUCCUGAGAGAACUGGCUGCGCAGCCUGAGCUUCACAAGUUUGCACUUCCUGUUGUCCAUGGAUUUAUCGUCAUGAAGCCGUGUCGAAUCAACGGGAAGAUCUUCGAGUGGAUCCUCAUCUCCAGGAGAAGCUGCUUCCGGGCCGGCGUCAGAUACUACGUCAGAGGCAUCGACUCUGAGGGCCACGCUGCUAACUUUGUGGAGACGGAGCAGAUCGUUUUGUAUGAGGGAGCAAAGGCUUCAUUUAUUCAGACUCGAGGCUCCAUGCCCUUCUACUGGAGUCAGAGGCCCAACCUGAAAUACAAACCUAAACCUAUAAUCAGCAAAACCACUAAUCACAUGGAUGGUUUCCAGAGGCAUUUUGACUCUCAGCUGCUUAUCUAUGGGAAGCAAACCCUUCUGAACCUGGUGAAUCAGAAAGGCUCCGAGAAGCCUCUAGAACAGGCCUUUGAUAAGAUGGUGUCUGGCAUGAACAACGGUAUGCUCAAGUAAGUGUCACCAGUAAGGUAUUAUGUAGCUUAUAUCUGUGUAAACAUGCAGCUGCCCCUGAACUGCACUUUGUACCGCUUUUCUUCUGUGUGCAGAAAGAGAGAGAGAUGUGCCGACACACAGGGACAGCUCAUACUUUCCUCCCAGCAUGAAUGUGUAUACAUUUAAAAAUACUAAAACAGACUUAUUAAGAUUAUUUGGGAGGCAACUUUGUGUUUGUUUCACUUUGAAUUAGAUUGAUUUAUGUCUAAUUGUGUAUCCUUUCAUCCACCUACUUCACUGAUAAUUCC
Messenger RNA from Gymnodraco acuticeps, 1393 nucleotides. Its product is annotated as phosphatidylinositide phosphatase SAC1-A-like. The record is from RefSeq and is a predicted model, not a curated record. Gene Ontology annotation, cellular component: endoplasmic reticulum. Gene Ontology annotation, biological process: phosphatidylinositol dephosphorylation. Gene Ontology annotation, molecular function: phosphatidylinositol-4-phosphate phosphatase activity. NCBI's taxonomy places the organism in Eukaryota, Metazoa, Chordata, Actinopteri, Perciformes, Bathydraconidae.